Molecule: messenger RNA, 1853 nt
Organism: Acanthopagrus latus (yellowfin seabream)
Lineage: Eukaryota; Metazoa; Chordata; Actinopteri; Spariformes; Sparidae
Gene: arsa
Product: arylsulfatase A
Exons: 8
Coding region: 78-1583 (501 amino acids)
Molecular function (GO): arylsulfatase activity
Source: RefSeq, a predicted model, not a curated record
CGUGACGUCAUCCGCGCGCGACCAGGGAGCACGUGACGUCCUGUUGUGGUUCCUCUUCUCCGCUCGGGCGCAGCAGGAUGGACCGCAGCCGCCUCCUCUUCGUCUUAAACACUUUGCUGCUCCACACCUGCUCCGCCUCGCCGCCGAACUUCGUGCUCCUUUUCGCGGAUGACUUGGGGUUCGGGGACCUGGGCUGUUACGGACACCCCAGCUCACUCACCCCGAACCUGGACCGCCUGGCAGAGGACGGACUCAGGUUCACUGACUUCUACUGCACCAGCCCGGUCUGCAGCCCGUCCAGGGCGUCGUUGUUGACGGGGCGCUAUCAGACCCGCUCAGGUGUCUACCCGGGUGUGUUGUACCCAGGCUCUAAGGGCGGCCUUCCUCUGAAUGAGACCACCAUAGCUGAAGUGUUGAAACCUCUGGGCUACGCCACCGCCGCCGUGGGCAAGUGGCACUUGGGAGUUGGAGCAAAUGGGACGUUUCUCCCAACCAAGCAGGGGUUCGACCAGUACCUGGGCAUCCCCUACUCCCACGACAUGGGCCCCUGUCACAACCUGACUUGUUUCCCUCCAGACGUCAAGUGUUUUGGAAAUUGCGACGUCGGCGUUGUGACCGUUCCCCUCAUGCACAACGAGGUCAUCAAGCAGCAGCCCGUCAACUUCCUCGAUCUGGAGAGGGCGUACAGCGACUUCGCGACCGAUUUCAUCACCGCGUCAGCCGAGAAAAAACAGCCUUUCUUCCUCUACUACCCCUCCCAUCACACCCACUACCCGCAGUAUGCAGGUCCAGGGGCAGCGGGGCGAACAUUAAGGGGCCCGUUUGGAGAUGCUCUGUUGGAGUUAGACAACACAAUCGGACAGCUGAUGAUAACUCUGGAGAAAACAGGCGUGAUCGGCAACACACUCGUCUUCUUCACUUCAGACAACGGGCCUGAACUGAUGCGUAUGUCCCGCGGAGGUAACGCCGGCCCUAUGAGAUGUGGAAAAGGCACCACAUAUGAGGGGGGCAUGAGAGAGCCAGCUAUCGCCUACUGGAAAGGAACAAUCAGGCCAGGUGUGACUCAUGAGAUGGCCAGCACUCUAGAUAUCCUCCCAACCAUCGCAAGUCUGGCAGGAGCCAAACUCCCCCCGGUGGUGCUGGACGGGGUCGAUAUGACAGACAUCCUUUUCUACCACGGACAGAGUAAAAGGGAGACGAUGAUGUUCUACCCCACAGAUCCCAGUGAGAUGUUCGGCCUGUUUGCUCUCAGGUUAGGGAAGUACAAGGCCCACUUCUAUACACGAGGUGCGAGCCACAGCGGUACUAUCCCAGACCCGGACUGCUCACCAAUUGCAGCCCUCAAAGCCCACGACCCCCCUCUUCUUUUUGACCUGGAGGCCGACCCCUCGGAGCACUACCCCCUGCCAUCUGAGGGAGACCCUGACCUUGAAGCCGUGUUGCAGAGAAUCAAGAAAAUCAAGGAGCAGUUUGAAUCCUCCAUGGUGUUCGGAGAGAGCCAGAUAUCAAAAGGGACGGACCGGGACCUGGAGCCCUGCUGCAAUCCCACGUGUAGCCCUAAACCCAGCUGCUGCCACUGCUGAGGGGACGGAUCCUUAAACUCCUGCUGCUGCGACAGCAGCGAGGGGAAGGCUGCACUGAUUCUGCCUCAAGAUUGCACUUAAUGUGAUGACGCACCGCUACUUUUAUCACUGUUCAUACUGAAAAGUAAUACAGCAAACAAUCCUGUUUCCUCAAUGAGGAGAUGAUUUUUAAUGUUAAUACAGCUACAACUGAAGUGUAAUGGUGUACUGUACAUUUCCUGACUUCUAUUUUAAUAUGUUUUUAUUAUAUUACUAAAGAUUUUGAAUAAU